Arctia plantaginis is the source of this 3978-nucleotide messenger RNA. NCBI's taxonomy places the organism in Eukaryota, Metazoa, Arthropoda, Insecta, Lepidoptera, Erebidae. The record is from the annotation of a GenBank genome assembly.
AUGUGCUAUUCACCCUCGAACCAAAUUUUAGACGCCGACGAGAACGGUUCCAUAUCGGAGACGAUACCGGACCGGCCGGUCGAGCUGAAGAACUUCCCGAAACUUUGCGACCAAAGAAGAAAGUAUCCUGUACUAUACAAGCUAGAAUUUCAAACUGCGGUCAAAGUGGAGACGCACUCGUGUCGACACGCGACGAAGAAAACCAAUUCACAUAAAAACCAGAAUCAAAAAGUCAUACCUUGCAGAGCAGAUGCAAGGACUUGCCUCAAAGAUUUGACAGUAUGGAAAACUCGUGACGUUUGUCAAAAUAGUAACAAGCGGCCUAUUGCUGUUGAACUAUCAAACUCAUACUUAGAUGACUACAACAGGGUGGUGCUAGAAACUGUGGACCGAGAGCCAGACUCCGACUAUAUUAAUGCUUCCUAUAUAGAUAGUAUAUUAAAACCAAACGCGUACAUAGUAACCCAGGGUCCAACAGAAGACACGGUGGUUGAUUUCUGGCGCAUGAUCUGGCAGGAGCGCGCCGCCGCUAUUGUUAUGCUCACAAAAACUUUUGACUUCAUUAAGGUGAUGUGCGUUCAGUAUUGGCCACCUAACAAAGAAAAGGAUGAGACUUAUGGAGACAUCAGUGUGGGCAUCGUGCAAGAGGAGGAACUUGCCAACUUUCACAUACGAACCUUUAGACUAUACAAAAGUGACAGAAAUGUUGUAGUGGAAGAACGUUAUAUCCUACAGUUUCACUACACUCAAUGGCACUCCCACACGUGCCCUUUCAGCAACGCCCUCUUAGAGUUUCGGCGGAGGGUCCGCGCAGUUGUCGGUAGAAGGCUCGCAACAAAUCCCACUGCUGGGCCAAUGGUCGUACAUUGCAAUGACGGUGGGGGCCGAUCAGGAGUCUACCUCGCUAUUGAUGCAAACCUAGAAUUAGCCGAGGAGGAAGACUGCUUUGAUGUUUUCGGAUUUUUGAAAAAACUCAGGCAAUCGAGGAAAGGCCUUAUAGAGAAUGAGGAACAAUACAAGUUCGUCUAUGAUACUCUAGAAGAGCAUGUAGUAUGUGGAGUUUCGUGGUUCCCAGUAUCAGAGCUGUCACAAAGAUUGAAGCAAAAGUCUCAAAGGGAUCCGGUUUCUAAACUCAAUGAAUACCAGAAAGAAUACCAGCAGAUCUGUAAGCAAACUCCUCGCUUUACGAUAGGAGACUGCGCUGGAGGACACAGAGGCGAUAACCGAGAGAAAAAUCGAGAUGUUUUGGUAGUACCACCUGAUAAUUUUCGACCUUACUUGACAUCUUUCCAAGGAAACAGUUUUACCGAUUACAUCAAUGCAGUAUUUGUAGACGGGUACACAAAACCUCGCGAGUAUAUUGUCACUGAAUGGCCUCUAGUAAGAACGCAGGGAGAGUUCUGGUCGCUGGUAUAUGACUAUGAAUGUGCGGCUGUUGUAGUGUUAUGCGUGCCACCAAAGAAUUCUCAACAAUUCCCACCCUUCUGGCCAGAGGGUCGCCAUUCUAAGAAAUAUGGACCAGUAUUCACGAUAGAUCACGUGUCUCAUAACCACUACACUAAUAUCAAGACUUGGAUAUUUAGAAUCAAUAAGAAGAUCAUUUCGCUGACUGAACUGAUGGCUGGCGUGAAGGCCCCAACUAAGACAGUGCAACUAUUUCAAUUGACGUGUUGGCCCAUGGGGCAUAAAGUGCCUUCUUCCACCAACUCACUGGUCGAACUCAUGAACAUGGUUGAGCGGUGGCGCCAGCGCACAGACUAUGGUCCCGUCUGUGUGGUAUCGCCUGAUGGCCGAAGUCGGGCUGGAGUUUACUGUGCAGCCAAUGCUUGCAUAGAACAAGUUAUUCAACACGGAGAAGUGGAUGUAUUUCAGGCAGUGAAGACUGUUCGGCGACACCGACCACAGCUUGUGGAGAACAUGACCGAAUACAAGUAUUGCUACGAUCUGGACGAACUCUGGUUCAUUGAGUUUGGUCGCGGCGCAGCGCUGCCUACCACGCCCGAGGAGACCAGUCCCGCUGCGGCACCACGUGAUUCCAAGCGCCAACAACAGCGCGCCAAUCGGCCGCGGCGAGGGCUAUCACUCGACCGUUUGUUGCCCGCCGUAUCGCGACCACCGCUGCCACAUGCCUCCACAGUGGCCGUGGAAGCACCGCGUCGCCCACGCCGUGACCGUCCGCCGCUGCGCCGAUCUUUCCGCCUCGAGGACGACGACGCUGCCGCUGCCGAUGAGCGACGAAGAGUGUUUAGUCGCGGUCCUCGUGCACCGUCCUUCGACGAAGGGGACGUCAGUGAUGAGCAUGACGAGUGUGACUGCGUGCGUAGUUCACUCGAACGCUCUGGACCAUCCGCCGACGCCGAAGAGGACGAGUACGAGUACGAACCGGAGUUCGCCACCUCCCCAUCAUGGGCGCGUGAACGAGCAGCCCCCGCUUUUCGUGCGGGCUCCUCGGAUCGUGCGCUUACCGACGUACCGCCGCACCCACGCGGUCCAGCACGUGCCCAAUCGCAGGGCGUGUUUGAACGUCGUUUACCUAGGAUAUAUAAGUUCGGUCUCAUGGAUAAAUCAAAACGAGCUAGCUCAAGCGCUCUCUACGAGCGUACCGAGCGGUCACCGACCGAGGCGUUUUACAACGCUACCGGCUCAACGAGGCUCAGUUCGCAGGAACUUUUUGAAAAAUUCUGCUCGGAAGAAUUUACUUCUUUGUACGGACGAGAGGACGAUCGUCGUCAUCGACCUCCACACUCCAAGUCGACCGGCAGUAGUGGCUCAGAUGUGCGGCAUGAACGUACGUGUUGCCGCCGCCUACCCUUAGGUUCUCAACCAGCACUGAGUAGGCGCCAUGUAUGUCAUGCACCACGCUCUGAUCGCUCCACGGACUCUGAGGAUAUAUCCCCACGUCGCACUGCUUUGCGCCCAUUACCGCUUGAUCCGGAAGCGGACCAGCAUCAAACUGAUGAUUGUUCUCGAUCCGCUCCUCUCCUCAGUCCAGAUCGUUUUGAGGCACGCUUUACAUUUGAUAUUUCAGAACGAAGUGAGGUUACAUCAAACCGCGACGAGACUCCCUCUGAUGCGACCGAGACACGAAAUUUAACGCUCUAUGAAGAACCCCACUCGGAUCGUACAAGUCUCUGUGAACUGUAUGAUGCUGCAUUUUCUUCCCACCAGCCAUCCUUCCGACGAGAUGGGUCACGGCGUCGGGGUGGUGCGGUCGAUUUGAGUGCGCUGGACUUUCGUGCAAUCGACGAUGAAAGUCCGCGAAAUAGUAGACGCACAUCCCAGCGAAGUGUUGAUGACACGUUACGACAGAAUUCAGAGUCUCGGAGCUGGGCAUCUGACUCUGUGUUCACAACGCCACAACGCCACAUUGCUGAUGCUUCACCAUCGUCAAGUGGCACGAGACAUUCUCUCACUGCACCAGGGGACUCCUCACCACGUGCUGAUUCAGCUGCCGCUGACUCCACGAUUGCUGACACCACUAUUGCGGAUACAACGGUCGUUGAAGAAGAGCCGGCCAGCGUCAUUGAGAGAGCUGAAUAUGCACUAGCGCUGCGACUUGGCCGUAUUGAUAUCGGUGAUGAGAGCCGGAGCGUCUUUGGGGUGGCGGUCAGCGCAGUAGCUGUAGUGAAGGAGAUGCAGCGAGUGUCCGUGGAGCAACAGGUCUUCGGCGGCGGCGUGGUGCAUCUGAACCUAGGCGUUCGGCACGCUGCUUCCCGCUCUGACUGCGCGCGGCGGCGUCGGCCGGGCUGCCGCGCCGCAGCCGGUGCCGCGCCGCUCUGCCCCCCCUCGUGCCUUCCCGUAUGCCGCGGCGUCGGCAACGCGCCCGUCGCGCUGCAUCGCCGUACCGCGUGUUACGAGCGCUACGUCAUUGGCCACGUCGCCCAUCGUCUCGCCAUCCUCCAGCGCCCAUGUAGUCCUGGUGUCGUCCUCUCCUUUGUAAAUAUUUCCCUCUCAUCUUCCCCGGGCAUCGAACCGUAA